This is a messenger RNA of Lycium barbarum (goji berry), 1690 nucleotides long. RefSeq names its product NAC domain-containing protein 71-like. Gene Ontology annotation, molecular function: DNA binding. Bases 638 to 1690 code for a protein of 350 amino acids. The record is from RefSeq and is a predicted model, not a curated record. The transcript is spliced from 3 exons. Lineage: Eukaryota; Viridiplantae; Streptophyta; Magnoliopsida; Solanales; Solanaceae. Gene Ontology annotation, biological process: regulation of DNA-templated transcription.
GUUCCUUGGUCUCUCUCUCUCUCUCUCUCAGAGUUCACGUUUCAUUUUUCUGGUUAGUAUUACGCUUCCGUUAUGAGCCCCCCUCUCCACAGACCACAUUAUUUCCAAUAUUUGUACUUAAUAUAUCAGUUUUGUGGGUUUCGUUAGCUGUUGUUUUCAUUCCAAUGAGCUUAUUAAGGUUAUGUUGUUGUUGCCAUUGCUAUGAGCUCAUUUAGGGUGCGUUUUUGUUGCCAUUGCAAUGAGCUCAUUUGGAGUUGCUGUUGUUUUCAUUCCAAUGAGCUCAGUUGAUUAGCUGAAGAAAAGGGAUUUGAUCAUUUAAUUUAUUCGUCAUGAAGUGAAAAUGGUUAUAGAGAUUACACUGACUAUGUUGUUAUUGUCGUGGCGAUUAUUGUGUGUGUGAAACGGAAUUUUUUUUUUUUUUUGCCCCCCUUUUGUUGUGUGUGUCUAUAAUUAUUUCCCACUUCAUUUCUUUUCUUUUUCCUUGACAAAUUUCCUUGUCUUUCUGCUGGGCGAAAGAAUUGCCUAAAAGGGAUGAUAACUUCGUCUUGCCUUCUCUUAAUUUUGUUCUUCCCUUUUUCUAAAGUUUUCUGAUUCUUUUCGAAUUUAUACAAUUAUAUACAGUAUUUGCAAGAUCAAGAUGGAGAAUCAGGAAAUUCUCCUUCUUCCAGGUUUUAUAUUUAAACCUAAUGAUGAACAACUUGUUGGAUUUUACCUCAAGAACAAGGUUAAUUCCGAGUAUCAUGGCGAUGUCAUCCCUGAUAUUGAUCUCCGUAUGGAGCCCUGGGACAUCAAAGAUGCCCUGGUGGCUUAUGAAGGACAAGAAAAGUGGUAUUAUUUCGGGCGUAUUAACAGAAAAUAUGCGACAGGACCAAAGAUAAAUAGAACCACAGAAGCUGGAUACUGGAAGGCAUCAGGAGCAGAUACGGCAGUGGUUUCAAAGAAUGGGGAGAAAAUAGGUAUAAAGAGGACCCUUGUUUUCUAUGAAAGAAGAGCUCCUGAUCAGCCUAAAGGAAAGAGAACUAAUUGGACUACGUAUGAAUAUCGUCUCCUAACCUCCCAACAUGGACCUUCUGAUCAGCCUCAGGAAUAUCAAGAAUGGGUUGUAUACAAGGGACUCCAGAAAAGUCCAAAUCCGUCUAACCCAAGUUCAACAAUGCAUCAUAAUGAUCCUCCCAAUCCAGUAUUUAACCAAACAUCAAGUUUCAAUCAAUUCACCUUUAAUCCGUCUCAUCCUGAUCAAGAUAUUCUCAUCUCUAGCCAAAUUGGCUUUGAGAAUCAACUAGUUGAUGAACUUCCACAGCUACGUGGUAUCCCCAAUACCAGUUCAACAAUGUUUGGUACAGCACAAGAUCUAGGCCUUUGUGUGCAAAGCUCCAUAUCAUACGAUAUGAGUGCUAACAAUGCAGAAGAGAGGAGUCGUCCAUUCACGAUUGACCCUGCAACAUCUUCUUACUCUUUCCAUAAUUUUCAAUUACCCAUCACUAGUACUUCUGACUAUUAUCAGAAUCAUAUGAGCCAAAUGCCUGUGCCUGAAGGUUACCCAACUACGUAUACUUAUGACGAUGAUCAGAAUCAUAUGAGCCAAAUGCCUGUGCCUGAAGGUUACCCAACUACGUAUACUUAUGACUAUGAUCAGAAUCAUAUGAGCCAAAUGCCUGUGCCUGAAGGUUACCCAACUACGUACAUUUAG